This is a messenger RNA of Triticum turgidum subsp. durum (durum wheat), 321 nucleotides long. NCBI's taxonomy places the organism in Eukaryota, Viridiplantae, Streptophyta, Magnoliopsida, Poales, Poaceae. The record is from the annotation of a GenBank genome assembly.
AUGGGCUCAGCCAGGAGCACCGCGACCCCGUGCUCGGUCUGCGUCAGGGUAUACAUGGGCGUCACCACCAGCCAGCUCGACGAGCUCGCCGCCGAGACCGCCGCCGCGCUCACGGCCUCCCAGCCUGACUAUGCCUCCGUACGUUCCCUCUUUCGAUCUGUCUCUCCCCUUCCGGUUCGUUCCAUUCCCCCUCAUGGCGCCCGUGUUCGUGUGUCCUGGUCUGACGUAUGUGCGUGUGUGGUUCUUCUGCAGCUCGCGGCAAGGAUUGUUGUGCCCAACCUGCCGCCAAGUGGAAAUAGUCUGUGUGGCGCUUGUAAAUAG